Messenger RNA from Lycium ferocissimum, 1604 nucleotides. RefSeq lists its product as uncharacterized. The coding region runs from base 40 to 1473 and encodes 477 amino acids. The transcript has 3 exons. The record is from RefSeq and is a predicted model, not a curated record. Gene Ontology annotation, molecular function: acetylglucosaminyltransferase activity. Lineage: Eukaryota; Viridiplantae; Streptophyta; Magnoliopsida; Solanales; Solanaceae.
UAUUUCCCAUUUUCUUCUCUACCUAGUAUUCUCUCAAACAUGUCUACAUUUGACAAAUCUAAACUGAUUAGCAUUUCCAAAACAGUGCUGAUAUGUGGUUUAGUCCUAUACUUAGGCUUUAUUAUCUUUUACAGUGACUCUAAUUGUCCAUCUUCUGAGCUUCUCUCUUCUUUCAGAUUGAAAUGGGCACCUUUUAAUUCUCAAUCAAAUGUUGCACAAACCAACAGUGCCACAAAUAUUAGCCACCUCCUUUUUGGUCUUUUGGGUUCUGAAAAAGCAUGGCACCAUAGAAAAUCAUACAUUGAAUCAUGGUGGAGACCAAAUGUUACAGAAGGAUAUCUUUUACUAGAUGUUCCUCCAAAAGGUGAUCUUCUCCCAUGGUCCUCAAAUUCACCUCCUUAUAAAAUAUCCGAUGAUGUUCCAAAACUUGUUGAUGAAACCAAACAUGUCGAUGCAACCGUUUUAAGGUUGGUUCAUGGGAUAAUGGAGGUGUUUAGAGAGGAACAUGAAGAUGUAAGAUGGUUAAUUAUGGGGGACGAUGAUUCGAUAUUUUUCUUGGAUAAUAUGGUUGAUAUUCUUGCACAAUAUGAUCAUAAGAAGUACUAUUAUUUUGGAGGACAUUCGGAAUUUAUAUUGUCGAAUUAUUGGUACUCAUUUAAUCAAGGUUUUGGUGGAGCUGGAUUCAUGUUGAGUUAUCCUUUGGCUAAAGCAUUGGCAAAAGAUAUGGUUAAUUGCCUAAAGAGAUAUAAUUAUUUGAAUGCUGCUGAUAAAACUACAAUGACUUGCAUAGCUGACAUUGGUGUCAAUCUUUCUCCUCUUCAAGGUAUUCAUCAGAUUGAUCUACGCGGUGAUUUAUCAGGAUUUCUAUCAUCCCAUCCAAAAUCUCUACUAAUGUCACUUCACCAUUUUGACAUGGUUGAACCAAUUUUUCCCUCUAUGGAUCGUGGACAAUCAAUAUUCCACCUCCAAAAUGCUGCACAAUAUGAUCAAUCACGAAUGUUACAACAAACCAUAUGCCACCACAGGUCUAACGGUUGGACAUUUUCAGUUUCUUGGGGAUACUCAGCUCAUAUUUAUGAGAAAAUUAUGCCUAGAAGUUGGAUACAAAAUCCUAUUGAAACAUUUAAAACAUGGCAAAAAAGUCCUAAUCCACCACAUUAUAUGUUUGAUGUUAGAAUUCCUUCGUGGGAUCCAUGUGAAGCUCCUCAUGUAUUUUUCUUCAAGUCCAUUGAGAAAACACCAAGAAAUGAAAUUCUUACAACAUAUACUAGAGCAUGGCCUCGAGGAAUAGGAGCUUGUUUGUCUGCUGGAAAUCAUUCUGCCGAAUAUGUUUCUGAAAUUGAUGUUUAUUCACCAGCAAUAAAACGUAUCCAGAUUGAUAGAUGUGAAUGUUGUGACAUUAUUCAUGAGGCUGGAUCCAACAAGGCUGAGGUCAAGUAUAGGGAGUGCAAGGCAGAUGAGAUAAUAGCUUGAUCGAUCCAUAGCGAACUCUAGAAGCAAUUAUGUUGAUUUUAUUUUUCUCAUUUUUACCAGAAUUUUCCAAUAUCUUGAAUGGCUCAAAUUAUUACAUAUCUGGAUAUAUUUUCACAGGAAAGUUGGUUUUU